AAAUUUGGGCCUAGUUUGCUACAAGCUAACAAUUGAAAAGCCUCUUAAGACACAUGAAAUAGUAACGACGUCGUUUACUCAUGAAGCGAAAGACGGCAAACACGAACGGGUUUACGUAGACCGUCAAACGCUCCUCCGUCCGACGGAGAAAAAACGAGACGGUGAAGAAGAAGAAGAAGAAGAAGAAGAAGAACGACUCAAAGAUCUCAUCGAUCACUCUCUCCAAGAUCUAUUCACGCAUCGUCGGAAGAAUUUUCGCUUCCGACGACGUUUCUCUCGUCUGAUUUUGUCUCCGAACAUCCUACCUAAUCGUAUUCGGUGCUGGAUUUGAAUCCGGUGAACUGAAUCUGACAAUUUCGUUCCCGGAGGUGUUUAAAAAUGGCCGGGAUCUUGAAUAAAUUGCGGAAUCUAGAUGCAUAUCCUAAGAUCAAUGAAGAUUUUUACAGCCGUACAUUAUCCGGCGGAGUUAUCACUCUCCUCUCCUCCGUUGUUAUGUUCCUUCUCUUCUUCUCCGAGCUCCGUCUUUAUCUUCAUACAGUCACCGAGACGAAGCUUAUAGUAGAUACUUCAAGGGGAGAGACGUUACGCAUCAACUUUGAUAUUACGUUUCCUGCUCUAGCAUGUUCGAUUCUUAGUGUUGAUGCUAUGGAUAUUAGUGGAGAGCUUCAUCUUGACGUGAAACAUGAUAUCAUAAAGAGAAGAUUAGAUUCUAAUGGCAACACUAUAGAGGCAAGACAGGACGGAAUAGGCGCUACUAAGAUUGAAAACCCACUGCAGAAACAUGGUGGCAGGCUGGGACAUAAUGAGACUUACUGUGGUUCUUGCUAUGGGGCUGAAGCGGAAGAGCAUGACUGCUGCAAUUCGUGUGAGGAUGUUCGUGAAGCAUAUAGAAAGAAAGGUUGGGGGGUUACUAAUCCAGAUUUGAUUGACCAGUGUAAACGAGAAGGUUUUCUACAAAGAGUAAAGGAUGAAGAAGGUGAAGGGUGUAAUAUAUAUGGGUUCUUGGAGGUCAAUAAGGUGGCUGGGAACUUCCACUUUGCUCCUGGGAAAAGCUUUCAUCAGUCGGGCGUGCAUGUUCACGAUCUUCUUGCUUUUCAGAAAGACAGUUUUAACAUAAGUCACAAGAUCAAUAGACUUACUUAUGGAGACUACUUUCCUGGCGUCGUUAACCCUCUUGACAAAGUCGAGUGGAGUCAAGACACACCUAAUGCUAUGUACCAAUACUUUAUCAAGGUUGUACCAACAGUAUACACAGAUAUCAGAGGACACACAAUUCAAUCGAAUCAGUUCUCAGUGACCGAACAUGUAAAGAGCUCAGAAGCAGGUCAACUGCAAUCUUUACCUGGAGUUUUCUUCUUCUAUGAUCUCUCUCCAAUCAAGGUAACAUUUACGGAGGAACACAUAUCAUUCUUGCACUUCUUGACGAAUGUUUGCGCCAUAGUUGGAGGUGUCUUCACAGUGUCCGGGAUAAUAGACGCGUUUAUAUACCAUGGUCAAAAAGCUAUCAAGAAGAAGAUGGAAAUUGGUAAAUUUAGCUAAAUCCUUUAAGCCUUUUUGGGGUUUUCGUCUCUCUCUUUUUGUUUUGCGGAUAAUACGAUUCAUGCUCCAAAUGUAAUAUGGUGUCAUUUAUUUAAUUCUUUUUGUUAAGCUGACUAUAUAAAAUAUACAUAUUGAUACGUUACACUCUUUUAAUGCAAAUUGAAGGAUAAGUCUUGGGUUGUGUCAAUCCAGCUGUUGACAGCCUCAUGCGUGCGUUACAAUUAUCGUCUUUUGACUUUUUGUCUUUUGAAGAUAUUAUGGGUUUUGAAUCUGAAGUUAAGUCUUGAGUCUAUCUUUGAUUGUAGUGUAUGGAUUCAAUGAAUGGAAGAAAAAGAAGCAAAACAGUCUCCAUAAUAAACGCUUAGAGUACAGAGAAUCAUUAUUA
Molecule: messenger RNA, 1924 nt
Organism: Arabidopsis thaliana (thale cress)
Lineage: Eukaryota; Viridiplantae; Streptophyta; Magnoliopsida; Brassicales; Brassicaceae
Product: Endoplasmic reticulum vesicle transporter protein
Exons: 13
Coding region: 379-1539 (386 amino acids)
Cellular component (GO): endomembrane system; cytoplasm; membrane
Source: RefSeq, marked reviewed